Molecule: messenger RNA, 1233 nt
Organism: Fragaria vesca subsp. vesca
Lineage: Eukaryota; Viridiplantae; Streptophyta; Magnoliopsida; Rosales; Rosaceae
Exons: 2
Coding region: 39-1094 (351 amino acids)
Source: RefSeq, a predicted model, not a curated record
GAGAGUAAAAAUUUGGAGUUUGCAAGGUGAUUCCAGAAAUGGACCUUGAAUUAGGACUCAAGAUCAGCCAUACUACGGAUGAUCUUACUUCCUCUUCUGAUUUUCGGAUUGCGAAGAACAAAUCUGCCCCUGUUUUCAUAUCCAAUGAAACGGAAACCUCGUUCAUCCUCACUGCCCACCUUAAAGGUUAUAAAAAAGAGCAUGUUGAUAUUGACAUUAAUGAAGAAGGAACUCAGCUAGGCAUUACUGUUGAGAAACCAGUUCAUGAGAAGGUGAUGUCAGGAUGGUCAAUGAAAAGCAAAGAAGGGGAGACAAGGGGAUUUAGAAAAGUCUUUCGGAUCCCAGAUGGAGUGGUUUUGAGUCGAAUCAAGGCCAAGUUUAAUGAUCAAGACUCAACUCUCAAAAUCUUCAUGCCAAAAGUGGUGAAAGGAGUCGUUGGCGUUGGGGUUAAGGAACUGCAAGAAGAAGGGGUGAUCAUAGGGAGACCACAGAUGACAGAAGCUGCGACUGAUGAGGUUCCUGAAACUGAGAAAAUGAGAAUGAAAAAGAACUCUCAGGCUAAGGGAAAAGAGGUAGAAAAAGAAACCUACACGAAAGAAAUUGUAUUGGAUGAUCAAGAGUUGCAGACCAAGGAUCCAAGAGAAACUAAAGGUGGAGGGAUGGAAUCAGAAGAAAGUAAAGAACAAAAGAUUGCAGAGAAUAAAGAAGCUGAUAGGAUUGAGAGAGAGGAUGCUGAACGAAGAAGCAAGGAAGAAACACAUGGAGGUGUCAAGAAUGAUAAAAGCACUGAAGCAACUCAUAGAGUUGCUAAACCUUCACAAGAAAUUGAAGAAACUGAAACUCGCAUCGAAGAACCUGCUAACUCAAACGAAAUGCCAGAAGCAAUGCCAGAGAAGAAGAAAUUACUUGACAAGUGUGAAUGUUCUGAAAUGGGGAAAGGAAAGGAUGUGGGUGAGAAAUCAACUGCAGAGAAGAAGCUUGCUGCAUCAGAAAAGUCCAAGUUGCUCUCCACUCCUUUGAUCAUUGCAGGUUCAGCCCUUCUCGUCUCUAUUGUACUGCUAGCAAUUUACAGGAUUAGGAAUAGAAAGAAAUAGUUUUCAUUUGUGUACUAAAGCUAUACAUAUAUCACUUUUACUUUCUCUGUUCUAGCAGAUAUGAUUGAUGUCAAUGUAGUACAACACUACUACACUUGAUAAAUACAUGGGACUAAAACCAUGGUGGCAUGGUGCAUAU